UUCUGGAUCUGGAAGCACCCGAAUGAAGCAUGUUGUAAUCGCAUAGCGCCAGAAAGCCAAGCCUCGUUCUGGAAUGGGAAGCAUGCCUUAUUGAUUGGUGGUCGCAUGUCUGUGACGCUCUUGUUUGACAUUGCAGUGACAACUAGGAGACCAAAGAGGAACCUACAUUAUGGCUGCUAAGGGUGCAAAAGGGUCCAAAUCCAAGCCGAUUAUCGUGAAGACUACACUGAACAACCCAUAUGAAAUUGCCUGGAAUACUGCAUUAGGGGAAGACAUGCAAUUCAUAUUAAAAACUUUAACUGAUAAAUUUAAGGAACUUGGCCUAAAAAAGAUCGAAAUGGCAAAGAAACCUCGGAAAACCAAACAAGUAAAAACGACAAAGGGAACUGGCAGUGAAAAAGCAGAAACUCAGAAAGAAAGUUGUGAGGCAACAGCAAGCAAAGAGGUUGAAGAGGAUCAAGGGAAAUCAGGCUGGACACGGAAUGACCUUCGCAAGGAGCUAGCUAUUGGAAUUAAUGAGGUUACCAGAGGGCUGGAAAAAAAUGAACUCAGCUUGGUCCUGGUUUGUAAAUCUGCAAAGCCAGAAAUGAUCACCAAGCACCUCAUUGAACUUAGCAUAAGCCGUGAAACCCCAGCGUGCCAGAUCCCACGUCUUAGUGAGAAUAUUGCACCCGCGCUUGGGUUAAAGUCUGUGUUGGCCUUGGGUUUUAAAAAGAACUCUGAUGUUUUUGUUGAGGAAGUGAAGUCAAUCAUUCCCAAGAUACCACCUUUAAAUCUGCCUUGGUUAAAUAAGGGGUUACAAAAGGCUGUAUCCUCAGCGAAAGAUGCUGAAUCCAUGGAGGAGGCGAGCAGUGAGCCAUUGGGCAGCCGUAAACGUAAACACAUGAAAAGUGAGGCAGAAACUACAGAUGUGAGUGACAUUAAGUUACAAGCCCUCAAAGUUAAAAAAAUUGUACCCAAUCCAAAUAAGAUUCGGAAAAUCAAGAAGAAGAAACCCGUUAAGAAGUAACUGAGUCCAUGCUCUCCCUGCUGGAAAUGGUCUAUUUUUUCAUAUAAAUAAGGGUUUAGUUUGCUUGGAAGAGAAGUAGAGUUCUGAAGACUGCAAGAAUUCAACAGUUUUUACCUGAAACAUUAAGGGGUAGAUUUAUCAAAAUAUGAGUUUAGGUUUAGUUUCCUUGGAAGAGAAGUUGAGUUCUGAAGACUGCAAGAAUUCAACAGUUUAUACCUGAAACAUUAAAGACAUACUGACACCAGAAGACUUAAACUUUUUUAUUAUCUAUCAUAACAUUAUCUUUGAAUGCUGUUUAUAAUUUUGACAUAAAGGUAUUUGCCUGA
Molecule: messenger RNA, 1335 nt
Organism: Xenopus laevis (African clawed frog)
Lineage: Eukaryota; Metazoa; Chordata; Amphibia; Anura; Pipidae
Gene: rpp38.S
Product: ribonuclease P/MRP 38kDa subunit S homeolog
Exons: 2
Coding region: 170-1009 (279 amino acids)
Biological process (GO): tRNA 5'-leader removal
Cellular component (GO): nucleolar ribonuclease P complex; multimeric ribonuclease P complex; ribonuclease MRP complex
Molecular function (GO): ribonuclease P activity; ribonuclease P RNA binding
Source: RefSeq, a predicted model, not a curated record